Messenger RNA from Ornithorhynchus anatinus (platypus), 764 nucleotides. RefSeq names its product neuromedin B (gene NMB). Gene Ontology annotation, molecular function: neuropeptide hormone activity. The transcript has 3 exons. The coding region runs from base 1 to 444 and encodes 147 amino acids. The record is from RefSeq and is a predicted model, not a curated record. Lineage: Eukaryota; Metazoa; Chordata; Mammalia; Monotremata; Ornithorhynchidae. Gene Ontology annotation, biological process: neuropeptide signaling pathway.
AUGGCCCCCCGGCCGGCCGGACGCCCCCCGCGGAGCUGCCCCCUGGGCCCCCUGGGCCCCCUGGGCCCCCUGGGCUGCCUCCUGGUGCUCGCCCUGCUGGCCGCCACCGCCCCGCUCCGCCAGGACCGGCCCCGGCUCCGCCUCCCCGCCCUCCGCCGCACGGACCCCGACCGCCCCGACCCCCGCGCCGCGCCCCGCAUCAGCCUCCAGACCCGAGGAAACCUCUGGGCCACAGGCCACUUCAUGGGAAAGAAGAGCUUAGCGUCCCCCGGCCCCGUCGUCCCGGGCCCCGCCGCCCCCUCCGAGCUGGACUCUCUGCCCUCGAUGCCCGCCCCCCGGCUCCUGGCCGCCUUGGGGGAGGCGAGGGGGCAGCCGGGCCGCGGCUUGGGUAAGAUCCGGCUGCCGGGGAGAGGUCGGAGCCUGGGCCGGGGGCCCCUGCAAUGAGUGCCCAGGACCGACGGCGGCCCGUGCGGACGCCCGGCGGAUACAUCUAGGCCGCUGCCGGGCCCCCGGGCCCUCGGCGGGGCCGUGCGGGGGGCAGAGCCGGCCCGGGGCCCGAGGCCGGCGGAGGAGGGGAGAGCGGAGCGGCGCCGCGGCUCUACCCGUAUGAUCCACCCCCCCCCGUCACCACGCGGGCCCCCCGGCCGCUCCGGCGAUCUGCUGCCAGAGACCCGGAGGAAGCUCCUGCCCCCCACGCUCCCCUUACCCCACCUGUACGGUGCCCCGCUCUCCUGCCUCCACCAGUAAACCCUUCCGUUUGCACA